UUGAUAGCCAUUAUCUAUCGUCACUCUCCUCUCUGCUCAUUCCUUCACUCACACACACCCCACUCCUCCGCUUUCUCCUCCUUUUUCCCUCUCACACCAAAAUCACCACCCCGCCCAUCGCCGCCGCUCUCGCUUUGUCGCCGUUUUUCUCUUUUUCUCUAUCGACAAUCUGCCGAUCUCACCUGACCACCAUCUUCCAACUCCCGCCCUGCGAGCUUCUCCUUUUCGGAGACGCAGGUUAUUAAACAGGCUUUAGGUCGGGCUUAAAGAACGGGCCAGGCUCAAGUUGCUUUGGUGCAAUAAUCGGCCUGGCCUGUUAAAGCCAAAGCCUUCGUCUUGCUUCUUCAAUUUCCACUUCUUGUUAAACGAGAUUCUCAUGGCUUCUUUGGUUUCUCCUCAGGAGCAAUAUGUAACUGAGUUUAACGAGAACUAUGAGACAACAUGUUGGGGCUGUGGACUGCAUGUUAUGAUUCCAUCUUGUGCAACUGUUUUCAAAUGUGGCUGGUGUGGGGCCAUUACAGAUGAAUCCAAGAAGAAAAGUGAUCACAAGUCCUUUAGGUGGAGACAACUGCGAGAUCAGUGCUUCAUAUCUGUUGUCAUCAUAUUUAUGCUCUUUGUAUUAUGUGGCGGAGUGUGGGCAGUCUAUCCUGUUGUCUUUUCUAUCAGUUUUCUAUGGGGAACUUUACACCUAAUCAUCACAGCAAUUUUGGCCAUUGUAACCUUUUCCUCUUUCAGCCUUGCAGCUUUUAGGUGUGCUGGAACACCACCAAAUGUAUUGUGGGGAAGCUACCCGACUGUAGGGAAAGGCGGCCUUGAAAAUUAUAGUUUUUGUCACUACUGCUCAAAACCAAAGUCACCUAGAGCUCAUCACUGUCGAUCAUGUAGAAAAUGUAUACUGGACAUGGAUCAUCACUGCCCAUUCAUUGGAAACUGUGUUGGUGCAGCUAAUCACCGCAGCUUUGUCGCCUUCCUCAUGUCGGCUGUGUUAAGCACAACCUAUGUCGCUGUCAUGUCCACUCAUGCAGGCUUGCAUGUAUGGCCACCAUUGAGUUUCUCCCUUGAAAAUUCAAAGGGGAUUUCCGGCACAUAUCUUGGAUUGCAAAUUUUGAGUAAAAUCAGUGCUGCCUUUCUGAGAUCUGCCCUUCUUCUAUCCCCAAGAGGACUAGUUCUUGUUUAUCUGUUUAUUUCAAGUGUUUCAUUGCUGAUAGGAUUGAGUGUUCUUCUAUGGCAGCAGCUUUCAUAUAUAUACCAGGGAAAAACUUAUUUGAGUCAUUUGAGUUCUGAAGGAGAUAAUGAAGAAAAGAAAGAUUGUCAAAACCUUGUUAGAUUUUUUGGUUUCCAAUAUAGAUUUUUGCCAAUCUUUGGUGUUACUAGGAAGAAACAUGUAAAGUUAAACAAUCAUGUUCUGUAAGUCAAAUGAGCUGUUGGAAUUUUCUUUAACACAAUCUGUAUUAAUGUAUACUAUUACUUUCACAUCAUUAUAUAUAGGUUCACAUGAAUUAUUCCA
Messenger RNA from Arachis stenosperma, 1507 nucleotides. RefSeq names its product protein S-acyltransferase 11-like. Lineage: Eukaryota; Viridiplantae; Streptophyta; Magnoliopsida; Fabales; Fabaceae. Gene Ontology annotation, molecular function: palmitoyltransferase activity. The record is from RefSeq and is a predicted model, not a curated record. The coding region runs from base 377 to 1411 and encodes 344 amino acids. The transcript is spliced from 5 exons.